This is a messenger RNA of Giardia duodenalis, 9516 nucleotides long. RefSeq lists its product as uncharacterized. The transcript has a single exon. Bases 1 to 9516 code for a protein of 3171 amino acids. The record is from RefSeq and is a predicted model, not a curated record. Lineage: Eukaryota; Fornicata; Diplomonadida; Hexamitidae. Gene Ontology annotation, molecular function: protein binding.
AUGGAUAGAGAAGUGCACCAAACCUUUUAUGAUGGAUAUGAAAAUGGACAUAAGGUAUAUUACUCAUUGCGUUCACUAGAGGAAAUAGAGCAGGACGAGGCCUUGAACGACGCGCGGGAUGAAACCAUGUUAUCCAUAGAUUCUCAUUUUAGAAACCUCUCUGACGAGGCUUUGGCUGUUCUUGAGGCCAUCUUUGUUAGUGACGUCCCCAUAGGUGAGUUUCUUUCAUUCCACCGACCCCAAGUGGCAAAGAUGAACCAACAAAGCGACCCAACGAUCAGUCAUAUAGCUAGCAACUUAACAAAGGAAGCUAUCAGUAGCGUAAAAACAUAUCGCAGAAAGUAUGUUAAUCCGAGCUCUGUUCAAAUCCCGCGAUCACGGACUAUUACGCGCAUACUAUCACAAGGACAGAACAAUUAUCAGGCAGUAGAGAGAACAUCACCCACGGAUAAGGAAGAUAGAAGCCUGUCCUAUUCGAACUUUGUCAAUACUAUGAAGAUUGCUAUGAACCUUUCCCCACACGUUUCUACGGAAAUAUUUAAUCUUCUAUGCAAGGGUACACCAAACAAAACCCACUACCUUUACGAUGAUCUUAUCUCCUCCUUCUCAGAUAUUCGGAGUCCUUUGCGAACGGAUUUUCCUCUGGAUGCGGCAUGUGCCAUUUACGCACAGUGCACCAUCCAUUGGCUAGACCUUCUCAACUAUCUGAAUGCGCGUGCAGGGUCUAUCUCUGAACAACAGCUAGGGAUUCGGCUCGAGCCUGUGCCCACCCCGGACUCUUUCUGCCACAGGUUAACAAUAGACACCUGUCUCUAUGUUGAAGGGCUCGAUAUCUACAUGACUUGUUCUCGCGAUAACUUAGCUCAGUUUUGGCUGCCACCACACCUGAACCUGUCUUUGGGCCAGAUGAAGCAUUUAGAGUAUAUCUUAAAAUUAGAUGAGAUUGCGACUCAUCACUUCGGAUUGAAUCGAGAUUUUUUUGAGAAGCUUUUGUAUGACCUCACAGAGCUGAGCGAUCCCGCUGGAAAAGCGUCUGCAGACGGACAGGACGCCAAGGGUGACCACCAAAGAGGUCACAUUCUGACGGCAAAGCAUAGAGCUGAUUUCUCUAGUGAUGGGCGAACAAAGCGGGCUAUCGAUACAAUUUUAAAUCUCACAAAAUUCCUUGAUAGAAUGUCUCUUUAUGACCUUCAUGCAGAAGAUAUUUCGUGGCUCAUAAAGUUGAGCAACACAGAUAAUUCAAUCAGCUCUUAUCUAAAGGCGUCUGAUGCCGACAUACAAUCAAUAGGAGGCACAGAAGCACAAGAGCUAACCCAUAAUAAGGUGGACUUUUCCUUGAUUAGGUCACUAACCAAUCCGGACACUGAUAAAACUGUUCUUCCAUUAAAGGACAAUACCAACUUACCAAGGCUGAUUGUGGAGGACAAAGAGUCGCGGCCAGAAGCCUACAAGGAUAGCUUCACAUAUUCACUAGUCACAGCUAUAAGGGAGACAGAUAAUGCUCUUGUUUCACUCAGGCCACGCGGGACUAAGAUCAAGAGAACCCUGAAACCAGAGGUGCUGGCGCACUAUGGACCAAAAUUCGUUCAAGACCUCAUCGAGGAAGAGGAGCAGGACCGUCAGAAGGAGCUCGAACUGCAGAAAAAUAUCGAGCAAGCCAGGACAAAGUACUCCAAUAAGACACUACUUAUUGGCAACUCUAGAGUUAUUAAAAGGAUCAAGGAAGAAUUUGGGCUUAGUGGGGCCAGCGCAGCCAAUGAAGACGCCGCUGAUGUACCUGGAGCAAAUCUAGGGACAGAUCCUUUAGCUUCUGGCCGGACACAUCAGCGGGUCCACAAGGACUGGGCAGACUCUGUAGUCACAAGCGAACCACCAUACGAGACAGCAGAUAUGAGCAUUCCUGACUAUCGUGAUGGAUUCGGUGGGAGCAAGUAUGUUGGCCGCACUAUCAGUGGCACGGCCAGAGCGGUAAGCGGUACAGGAUCCUCUCAACAAGGAAGAGCAUUCUCGGCUCUCCAGCGGCCGAGCUCAAAUAGAGCAAUGCAUUCAAGCAUGUAUAUUGCCCAGCAUCUCUCAAAUUCAGCGGUAUUGGGGGACUCAUCCAGAAAGCAGCAGCGGGAUGUCAGUGCCCGACCCAAUCAGAGGCUACCACGACUUAAUGAUACAGACGAAGAUCAGCAAUAUCUAAAUGCUACUUCUUCCAAAGAGGGAACGCUUGCCGCACGGAUGAAGAUGCUUUCCCGCCCGGCAUCUCUCUCAGCUCAAGCCCCACCACCCCCCAGUAAGCAGAAUACCUCAUCUUAUCAACGUACGCGAUUUAAUAAGCACGAGUUUGAUAACGAAGCUCACGCGGUGGAGCAUCCACUGUCUAAGCUGAAGGCACAGUACCUACAGGCCUCGCAAGGAGACACAAAGGCUGAGCAAAAUCUUGAGCGGACCAGGCAAAUAGUCAAAUUGUCAGAUGCCGCCAUUCUUCGGCAGGUUCGAGCAUCAACAAACAUCGCAGUUACAGAGUAUGUCAAUCCUCUUUAUGAGCGAUUAGAGCGACACAAAGUCAUGGCUGAGAUGGAGAAGUCUACCAAGUCAAAUGUCGUCAGGGACGUUCAGGCUACUAACCCUGCUUAUGUCGCAUCUUGGGCGAGUGCUGCUGUGUACGAUAAAGACAACGACUGUCUUGUUAUUUCCUGUGAGGGAGGGUGUGUUCGGCUCUACCGUAUCAGCAAAGACUUUGACCUGAUCAAGAAGGUACAGGUAGCCGACACGUCUCUCAAUACACUCUGCUCUGUGUCCAGAACAGUGUCGAUGCUUUCUAUAAACGAAUACGCGGACACGCUGAAAAUGCUGUUUAUUCAACUGCCUACUAACACAGCCAACGACUUAUUAGACAAGUUCAAUCUACAGCCCAUCAAGGCAAGACUCUGGUCUGCCAUUACGAACGAUCACUACAUUUAUACUAGCGAAGGAUUCGGUAUUUAUGACGACUAUCUAUUCAAUAAUACAUUCACCAUAGAUCUAGGGCAUAAGUCACUUGAUCUAAGUGCGUUAAAUAUUGAUUCCUCACCUGCGAUAUUCCGAUCAACAGACGAGCGAGAGAUCAAGCAGCACUACAUUAACGGGUUAGACUUCGCCAUUUCUCUGACCAUUCCAGGGUAUCUUUCUCCAAGUAUUGCACCUCGUAACGGCGAACGCCCGUGCAAGUCAAAGCUAUUUGUGUCCACAACCUCGAACGCCAUAUACUUUCAGCUGGGGAAGGAGGACAUCCUCAAGCCAGCUGCCGUCGUGACAAACUACUUGGGCGAUCCCUUCCUUAUUGGUACUACCAACAAGGCUGAUGCAAUUCUACUGGGUGGCGAAAGAAACAAGUUCGAGGCUCUUCUGCCAGAUGGGCCGCCAACCAUAAAUUACAGGACACUGAAUGAGUAUACUAACUUUGGACCGAAUACGCGGAGAGUUUUCCACAGCAUUAGUGUUUACAAUUUCUACGUACUAUAUAAUUUAGAGUUAUUAUUUAACUACGUCCAUGUCAAGAUAGGGGAGAUUGCAAAGGUCUGCCAAACGAAUAAUAAGGAUCUCAUAAAAGCAUUUUUCAAGAGAGAUCUCAGUAUAAAGGUAAGGGGCGAAGAGGGCUAUUUAGACUUUGCCUCAACGAAGAGGCAGCUCAACAAGCAAUCAGCAGCCCGUAAUUUUUCAGAAGAUGUCGGUAAUGCAGAGGGCACAACAAUAGAUGACAUUGUGCAAGGAAUAGUGGAGCAGAUAAUCUCCUCCAUCGAACCUAUUGGUUCUGACUCUGCAAUCUCCCCUAUCUGGAAGGGAGCCGUCAAGGGAAUCGCAAGCUUCAUGAACAGCAAGAAGAGCUUAUGGAUUACAUGCAACCAGCGGUGGCACAGUACUCAUGAUAAUGCAGAUGUUUUAGUAACAGGGCUGAGUAACGGAGAUGUUGUCCUCUGGAACCUUGUGACGCUGCGUCCACGCAUCAUACUGCAUGCAUUUCAUGGCUUUGACGUCACAGCGCUGGCUUUUGACCCAGACAGCAACAUACUGUUCUGCUCAUCUGUCACCGGUCUCAUCAGAAUAUAUAAUUACGAUGUUACCCCGAUACCGAUUGCUGAGUUUAAGGAGUCUGCUUCUGUCUUAAAACUCUUUUAUUCCCAGUCAUCAGAUCUUAUUAUUAUUGUUCUGGUGAACGGUGCUGUGUCCCUUUGGAGCAACCGGCUUUAUCAGCAGAUCAGUCGAAUAAGCACUCAUAUGACCCCAACUACCGCCGAAUGGGAUGAGCGGAACUCUCUUCUCCUAGUGUGCAGCAGAGAAAUCAAGGUAUUUCAGCUUAUUGGUGCCGAGGUGAACCAGGAGGCAAAGCGCGUCGAGAGAACUCGAGAGGAUAAACUGCGACGCCAUAGACAACGAGAGGAAGAGAAGCAGACUCAGUCGCUUUAUAGCGCACUUGAGGACCCGAAAGACUCACUGAAAAAAGAGGUUGCUGCAGAAGACCCACUAGACCACGCUGAGGUAGUGUGCAAUAUGGGGCCUCAUAAGAGCGAAGUUCAGCUUGGACAGAAGAGCAGUGCAGUCGUUAAUCUGCCCAUGGGAAGUCUUGGCUUGCCCAAGUCGACAACUGGCUAUCAGUUAGUUCCCGUUACAGCGCUUGACGAUGUUCCUAACCUGAUUAACAAUCCAAUAUAUACCUCUCAAAAUCCCAGUACUAAACUUGUACAGAGCAACACCGACUCAACUUCCCUGAACACAUCUUUUCAAUCAACUGGCCAAUUUAGUUUCGAUUCAGCCAGUAGGAACGUAUCUGUUAACCCUACCCUACAAUCUACCAACCCCUCUAACAUUCAAACAGCUCAAGAGAAUACUAUAUCACCAAACUACAUAUCAACUAUUGUACCCGAUUUACCCGAUGUAGCUCUCUCAUCUGCAGCUCCCCUCAGACUCACUAAUAUGCCACUUCAGACUACACUGGUCCGCCGCGAAUAUCCAGUUUCAACUCUUGCAUAUAAGCGAGAGGGAGGCGAUAGACCGGACAAUCAUAUUGACAUAGCGAUGAUUCGACAGGUGGGACUUGAUGGCCGAAUAGAGCCCAGCAAGUACAAUGUGCAUGAUCCAUGCAACGCAAUAAAACCAGUUGAUUUAGAUCGUGAUCUCCUUCGUGCUCACUGGGCCAAUAUCGUAUCCAUCAUCGAUGUGAGCUAUUACACCACUCUGAGCUUUAAUGAAGUUGAGCUUUUGACGCUGGAUCUGUUUAAGGGGCUAGAUGACAAUCUAAUUACGUUUCAAUCUGCAUGUGCAUUUGGACCAAAAGGAACAUUCACUGGACUUAGCAACAUAACUAUGGCGCCAAAGCCAGGAGUCACUGCAUUUGCAUUUAACAUGGGAGAAGAUAGAAACAGCCCGGCCUAUCACAGACUGUCUAAAUUGGCAUCUUCAGCUACAAUAGCCUCCGUCCAACCAGCAGUUCACGGUGAUAAUCCUGACGAAACAAAUAGCAAUGACUUCACCCACUCCCCCACCGCAACAGCACAAGACCCAGAAGUUAGCAAUGCACCUACAGAGGCGGAUGACCAGCCAGGCAGAAGGCUCCCGCUGGGCCUUGGUGAGGAUCGCGAGACAUUCACUACUAUGCCUCGCCGCACUUACACCGUAUCUAGCGCUGCGCGUAAUAGGGGGUACAAUUUUGCUUUGGCUAGAGUCUUUAAUAGCGUUGUUCAGGAUAUAAUGAUGGGUGUUUCUCGUAAUGUAGGCGCACCACCCACCAAACCACGGCGGCCACCAUCCUUCUACAAUCCUCCGUCUGAGGUUUUUAUCCCUCAAGUUGCGCAGAAAGCCCUUGAAAAGGACUACACGCCAGGAGAUAUGCGCACAUCUUAUUCAACAUAUGAGCCAAAGACAGAUAACAAGUAUCAGUUAUUGCCUGAAGAGUUCCUCGUUCAUAUGAAGCUAUUUGCACGUCCGUAUCGCAGUAUGGCCUAUCGUCCGACACCUAACAGCACAAGCUACAUGACCAAAACAAAUUCUCAACUGAGAAAGGAGCUUUAUAACGAGUUACACAGGCGGAAAUCUUUGGUUCGAAUCAAAUUUGUACGGAUCGUCAAUGACAUAUAUUUUAGCAAUCUGGAUUUCAAGACUUAUGAGGCACGAGUUAAUUUGGAGUCCCAAGCGCUUCGAGACGAGUCAAACGGGCCCAAGCAUUCAAAGGAUACAAGUGUAGAAUUAGAAGCCGAGAAGUUGUUCCGCUCUCUAGUCUAUAAAGUAGACCAUUCCAAAAGGCUUCAAGACAAAACGUCCUCACUCAGAAGCUCCAAAUUUCAUCCCCACUUUAGUGGGAGAAUAGUGUCCAAGGGGUUGUAUGGAAAUAAUAAGUUUUCCCUGCUUCGUAAAAGCUCUGUGGAUGGCAUGCCGGAUCUUUCUGCAGCAAAUACUAAAACAGUAAUUACCUACAGAAUAGGGGGUGGUUCAGAGGGCGGCAGCCCAAUUAACUCCCUUAUCAAUGAGAUGGCACUCCCUGUACAACCACCUUCUGCACAAGGUAUCUUCAGGCGCAAAGUACCAAUAACAGCAGCUGACACAAGGAACUUAAUAACCUUUUCUGCGAGUGACCUUGGGAGCAUCGUUGAACGAACCCAUUUGGAGCGGGAGCAGAGCAUUGAGACGCUAAUCGCACGCAACAAAGCGCUAGCAAUUGAAGAGGAGGAUGAGCACGCGGGGACAUCUACCUCUGAGACAGAUAAGACAGAAAGCAUUCUUGCUGACGUUCCCAUAAGUGUGAGGGAUUCGUCACAGUCAACCCAAAGCAAGAAGAAGCCUCGGAGUACAGUGCCAAACACAAAUGUGAGUAUAACAAGCGGCCAUGACCUGACGGUGGAUGAACGUGAUUCCACCAUUCACACCAUGCACACAACAAUUUUGACUGGGGAAGACCGUGACUUGACUACAAUGGUUCCAGAAGAUGAUAGGCAUGACAGUCCAAGCUCUCGCAUGUCAAGUAGCGACGAAGAAGGUGACCUAUACCAGGACGACUUCGAAUUCAAUUUGUUCCAGGGUUUGAAUGAAGAGGUAGAGAAGAACACGCUACAAAUAGAGAAAGAGCUCAAUGAAAAGAUUGCCGAACAGCGCAUGUCUGCAGGAAAACAAGCGUCGAAAAGAAAGCUCCAGUUGGAGGCAGAAGCUACUCCCAUAACCAUCCCCUUCAAACCUAUGAAGCCUGCAUAUACCCGAUUAGCUGCUCGUCAAGCCAUGCACAUGCGGAAGAAGAUAGGUGGAAGAACGAGUAACAUAACAGGGAUAGAUAUAGUGAGUCAAAUAGCCCCUAACGUCGUUAAGAAGCUUGACUUUCUACGAGAUAUACUUGAUACCGAACUGAUGCCGGUGCCAACAUCUACUCUAGAAGGUGAGCCGCCUAAACCAGUUGUCGCUCGCAGGAAAGAAAAUAUCCUUUAUGAGACCUCCAUUUCUGUGACUGCAAGUACGAAAGAGGAAGCAGAAAACUUUAUACUUAAGACAGAGCAAGAGCGGGCUGCACGCUACAAAACAAAACUCUAUACAAUAGACAGCAACGGAAACAUCUCCCUCUGGCUUUUAGAGCAACAGUUCGAGCGGGUAUAUGAUUCCAGCAAAUAUGAUGUACAAAGUCUGAAGGAUGACAGCGAUGAAGAGAGCUCUGGCGAUAUCUUGCCGGGACAACCAAGCCUGUCCUCGGUGCAGAAGAGGCCUAGUUCUGUGUCAGCUGGUGCACUUCAUGGCCACACAAACUCUCGACUCAAAAGGAUUGCCGCACUUACUAUUGAUACUACUUCUAGUCCACACUCUGAGCAAGCACAGGCUAGAGCAUCCAGCGCUGCUAACGUAACCACUCGACACACAGGCCAGUCCAAAUUGGUGAAGGGCCUAACUAAAGAGGCCGAUGUGUCUAUAUUCAAGCGUAAGGACAAGAUCGUGGAGAAGCCAACCUUUAUCACCACAUACAAGGUAGAGUUGCCAAAUAAUGUGCAAAUAACAUCUGCAAGCUUUGACCACGCACAGUCUAUCAUUCUCUGUGGGCUGUCGAACGGAAAUGCUCUUGUCUAUAGCAUAGAUUUAACAGAGGUCAUCAGCUCUUACAAUGUUAGUAAUUGUGCAAAAGCUGCUGUCAACUUCUAUCACUCAUGCUCGCCUAGUACAAACAAAGACCAAGUAUGGCGUAAAGAGUUAUUGGAUUUCGGAUCAGUCCUCACCACCGGGUACUUCCAGACAAAGUUCACGGAGGGAUAUUUACGUGACUACAUCUUCACGUCUGGCCGCUUAGCCCUGUGCUAUUGUGAGAGCAACACAGAAAAGCUCAGUAGGAAGUUUGUUAACGAGAAGCUCAACGAAUACAUGAUCAGCCAAGAUAUGGAAGGGUUGAAUUGUCCGCCCAGAGCAAUCCUAACGGGUCACACAGGAGGUGUCAUUUGUAUUGCAAAUUCAAGGAAUUAUUCAUACUUGAUUACUGCAGAUGACGAGGGUCUCUUAAUAUAUUGGCAGUCGAUAGGGGUGGCUAAGGCGAAGCUCUACUUCUCUGACCAGCGUAUUCUUUCUGUUGUUUUUGCAGAAGAGGAGAUAGUGCCUGGAGCGGCAUUUUUGGCGCUGAGCGAUGGAUCUAUCUGGAUAAUCACCCCCAACUGCCGCUAUAGAAUAUUCACAAUCGGUCUUCCUGUCGAAAACAUCGGUCACAACACAAUCAAACUUGCGACGACUGUUGUCCAAGUUAGAGAGCUGGAGGACUCAACGCCUGUGCGGCAGAUGCUACUGGCCAUUUGCAUCAACAACGUUAUCCUUGUGUACCGCAUCUAUGCCAAUCUGAAGCUUGUAGAGGUACUCCGACCAGAUGGUACUCCGAGCGCCGUUCCAAGCGAAAAUGCAACAGCUUUAGCAAAUGACCUUAACCGGAGAGGAUCUAUCGGCAAUUUAUCGGCGAGAAAAGAUAGCCCUCCCAUUGAUGUGGAACUCAAUAGCCCUGGAUCCCGAGUAACGCCGCAUAUAGCCGCGGAAAUGGCUGUUCUUUCGUCGAUCAUAAUCAAGCCCUUGAUCUGCUACGGUCCUCAGUGUGCAUGCUGCAACGGAUCCAGCAUGCAGUUCAUGACAAACAACCUCGGAAUCCUUCUGGGAGGAACGGCAGGGCAUGCCUUUUACCUUCCAAUCUCGCAUGACCUGGGUAUCUUUUCAAAAUUCUAUAGCUAUAGACAUGAGACGCGCACAUAUGCGUUUGUCGGCUUUUCAAAUAUUGAUAGAUCAAUCCUUUUAUCUUACAACAAGUACAGAAAGGUCCUCUCUCCCAUCCCCACGCGGGAGGUAGAAGUGAAAAAGAAGAACGAGUUUACUCUAAAGCUUUUCGAGCGCCUUGAUGAUGCGGAUGCGUCUGUCAAGAAGCUCUUUAAUUGUCAGAUCAAUGACAGUGUAAAGGAUAUCGUGAGGCCAGUCGAAACUGGCCACGUCCAAAUGUCUAAUCAGAUAAUUCGACAGAAUAUCCUGAAGGCGUAUAUGCUAGAGCUCAUGGCAUGA